Rhodofomes roseus is the source of this 427-nucleotide messenger RNA. RefSeq lists its product as uncharacterized. Lineage: Eukaryota; Fungi; Basidiomycota; Agaricomycetes; Polyporales; Fomitopsidaceae. The coding region runs from base 89 to 370 and encodes 93 amino acids. The record is from RefSeq and is a predicted model, not a curated record. The transcript has 3 exons.
AUUGAGAGCUACGUCCAGCAGGUGCUCCAUGCACGGAAGAAACUGAUCAUGGAGGAAUGGGGUGCUUGCUAUUGUAACACGUCGAAUAAUGACUGUUCGUACGGCGGCGCCCUUCCCACCGCCACACGCAAGAUCAACGUUCAGUGACAGCCUGAGUGUGCAGCCAAUAAGUAUCACGGCUGCCGGCCUACCCUGGCUCUACUUACGCGGAGGUCAUCCCAAACGCAAAUCCAAUUUUGUCCGCCCGCAGUGGGACGGUGACUAUGAAAUCGGGGCUGUGGAUGACCCUUCGUGGAGCACUCUGCAGCAGGCUGCUCGAGACGCACUCAGCGCCCCCGCGGCGUUCGACUUCUCGGCUUAUCUAUUGUAAAUACUCGGGGAUAUUCAAACAUUGCGAAUUCAUUCCGUGGGCUAUGGCAACAUAUUC